GCCUGGCAGACGUUGCACAUCUGUGCCGGGCCUUGCACAUCUGCCACGAUGCUGCACAGCUGGCGUGGGCGUCGCACAUCUGUUCUGCGCCGUGUGUGUAUCCCUGGCACGGUGUGGCUGUCGCCGGGGGUUGCGGCGUAUUGUGUCGGGGAGAGGAUGGCCGGGAAAAUAUUUGGAAAAGUCGUGGGAGCAGGCACAAACGCUCACCUCAAUACAUGGCGGGGGCCUGGGGCACUCAGAGCUGUCCCCUAAUACCAGGCUGCAGUAGAGUGGGGCCGAAACGCGGCAGGAUCCUGGUUCCUGCGUGGGGAUAUUGCCCCAUAGCUGCCCCACGCUGCAGGGCUCUGGCUUGCGCGAGUGGGGCUGACCCUCUUCCCGGUGAGCCGAGCUGGCUGUCGCUAGAUGGCAGCAGGGCCACGUGGCAGUGCCACCACUGCCACUCUGUCACUGUCCCCACUCCAGGACAGAGGCCGCCACUCCUGGGUGCAGGGCAGGACCCGCUUCCACGCUAUAGCCGCCAUCACGGCCGCCUCAGGGGUGCUCGUGGUCCUGGGGGUCUAAAGCAGCAUCGUGCACCUGUGCCUGCGCAAGGCUGACCAGAAGCUGGUGAUCCUGAAGCAGAUCCCGGUGGAGCAGAUGAGCAAGGAUGAGCGGCUGGCAGCGCAGAACGAGUGCCAGGUCCUCAAGCUGCUCAGCCACCCCAAUGUCAUCGAGUACUACGAGAACUUCCUGGAGGACAAGGCACUCAUGAUCGCCAUGGAAUACGCCCCAGGGGGCACUCUGGCAGAGUUCAUCCACAAGCGCUGUAAUUCCUUGCUGGAUGAGGACACCAUCCUGCACUUCUUUGUGCAGAUCCUCCUGGCCCUGCACCACGUGCACACCAAGCAGAUCCUGCACCGUGACCUGAAGACCCAGAACAUCCUCCUGGACAAGCACCGCAUGAUCGUCAAGAUCGGAGACUUUGGCAUCUCCAAAAUCUUGAGCAGCAAGAGCAAAGCCUACACGGUGGUGGGAACUCCGUGCUACAUCUCCCCAGAGCUCUGUGAGGGGAAGCCUUACAACCAGAAGAGUGACAUCUGGGCCCUGGGCUGUGUGCUCUACGAGCUCGCCAGCCUCAAGAGGGCUUUCGAAGCUGCGAACCUUCCUGCCUUAGUGCUGAAGAUCAUGAGCGGGACGUUUGCCCCGAUCUCAGAUCGAUACAGCCCCGACCUGCGCCAGCUCAUCCUCAGCAUGCUCAACCUGGAUCCUUCCAAACGGCCCCAGCUGAAUGAGAUCAUGGCCCAGGCCAUCUGCAUCCGGCCCCUCCUGAACCUCUACACAGACGUGGGCAGCGUCAAAAUGAGGAGGCCUGAAAAACCCUUGGCUCCAGUGCCCACAGUGACCCACAGCCGGACAGAGGGACGGGCAAGCAGUGCCAGGCAGAGGGGUGUCCGACGGGGUUCAGCCAGGACAGGAAUCCCACCUCCCCUGUCAUCCAUCUACACGUGGGGCAGUGGGAUCACCACCCCUCUGCGCCUGCCCAUGCUGAACACCGAGGUGGUGCAGGUCUCUGCUGGCAGGACACAGAAGGCUGGGGUCACCAAAUCUGGGAGGCUCAUCCUCUGGGAGGCUCCUCCCAUGGGUGCUGCUGGGGGUCCCUCUCUCCCAGGAGCCACUGAGCAGCUCCAGCCUCAGUUUGUGUCCCGCUUUCUGGAGGGCCAGUCUGGAGUGACCAUCAAACAUGUGUCUUGUGGUGAUCUUUUCACAGCCUGCCUCACAGACAGGGGGAUAAUCAUGACCUUCGGCAGCGGCAGCAAUGGCUGUUUGGGGCACGGAAACUUCACGGAUGUCAGCCAGCCCAAGAUUGUGGAGGCCCUGCUGGGCUACGAGAUGGUGCAGGUGGCCUGUGGUGCAUCUCACGUCCUGGCGGUCUCCAACGAACGGGAAGUGUUUGCCUGGGGCAGGGGGGAUAACGGUCGCCUUGGGCUGGGCACCCUGGAGUGCCACAACUGCCCCCAGCAGGUCACAGUCCCUCUGGAGCACGAGGCUCAGAGGGUCAUAUGUGGCAUUGAUUCCUCCAUGGUCCUCACAGUGAAAAAUCAGAUUCUUGCUUGUGGGAGCAACAGGUGUAACAAGCUGGGCCUAGACCGGAUCAGCUCAGCAGAGGAGCCUUCCCCAGAGGACCAGGUGGAGGAGGCCACUGUGUUUGUGUGUGCCCAGUCAGCCCCCUUGAACCAAGAGCCCAUUGUGUGUGCUGACAUUGGUACUGCACAUUCAGCUGCUGUCACAGCCUCUGGCCACUGUUACACCUUUGGGAGCAACCAGCACGGGCAGCUGGGCACCAACUCCUGCCGCAACAGCCGCGUGCCCCACCUGGUUGUGGGGCUCGAGACGAUGAAGGUCACUGUGGUGGCUUGUGGAGAUGCCUUCACUGUGGCCAUCGGAGCAGACGGCGAGGUGUGCACGUGGGGAAAAGGAGCCAGGGGACGCCUGGGCAGGAAGGAUGAGGAAACAGGAGUGCCAAGGCCAGUGCAGCUGGAGGAGACACAUCCAUACCUGGUGACCUCUGUUGCCUGCUGCCACGGGAACACACUGCUGGCAGUAAAGCCUGUCGUGGAGGAGUCGCCUUCCCAGUGAGUGAGAGCAGCCACAUCCUGCUCUUCCUGUUGCCCACGGUGGCCUGGCUCAGACACACUCCAGGCUCCAGAGCUCCUCAGCUGCACUCUGAAGGCAGCAGUCUGGAAACAGAGAGCUCCUAACGAUGGUUCCCAAGGAACCAGAGCUGGUCUCACUUAUUGAAUUGUCACUGUGAACCUCCAGUGCCUGAGAGUCACUGCCCUGGACGUGCCCAGAGCUCUGGUGAUGCCUUCAAGGGGUCACACCGUGGCUCUUCCCCUCCCUGCUGGAAGUGCCUGUGUGGAAGAGUGAGGAGCACAGAGGUUGUUUUCCUCUGUGGAAACUGUUUCUGGUUACAAAGCCCAGGCUGACAGCUCUGUGUCUGAGAGAGCUGUCAGCCUUUGCACAGCAGCGUCUGGAGUCAGGGCCCCAGGCGCUGUGCUGGGUGACUAAAUGCAAACCUCUUUGCUAAUUAGAGAAGUCUGUCCUUUCCCAUCCCCCCCUAAAACAUUUCACCCAUUUAUUGAGCACACUUUGGAGGGUCCUGCCUGCACAGCUGGCCAAGCUCUGCACGAGCAACCUCCCUGUGCUGCACAGCUCUCCCCAAAUGCUGCCUGGAGCUUUCCAAUUACAGCCUCCCCUGGCCCCAGGAGCUCGCUGGAGGAUCCUCCAGCUGACAUUUCUCCUCAGGCUCCUCAGUCCUGCUGCUGACCAGCUCACUGGCUCCCAGCUGAGCUAGGGAAGGCAGCAAAACACAGCCAGUGAUCAUCAGUAGAAGUUUUUUAACCCAGAUUUGUCCAGGGAGCUGAUGAGUUUUCACCAGGGGGUCUUUGCAGGCAGGAGAAGCACAUCCAUGUGUUAUGGACAGGAGUCACGUUUUUUGUCUCCAGAAGGGUCGUUUCCUUUCCUUUAUUUUUUUCCUCUUCUUUUCUUUUUUUAACUUAUAUUUGCCCUGGGCCAUUUUUUGAUGAGCUUCUGUCUCUGAUCUGUCUGACAUUGCAAAUGCUCUUGCCUUUCACAUCCAUCUUUGUGCUGUUGCCAAUCUGUUGUGUAUAAAGUCGGUGCUUUCAUAAGCUGGCUGA
Serinus canaria (Common canary) is the source of this 3677-nucleotide messenger RNA. It is a transcript of the gene NEK8, whose product is annotated as NIMA related kinase 8. NCBI's taxonomy places the organism in Eukaryota, Metazoa, Chordata, Aves, Passeriformes, Fringillidae. Gene Ontology annotation, biological process: protein phosphorylation. The transcript has 15 exons. Bases 637 to 2616 code for a protein of 659 amino acids. Gene Ontology annotation, molecular function: ATP binding; protein kinase activity. The record is from RefSeq and is a predicted model, not a curated record.